Molecule: messenger RNA, 1974 nt
Organism: Belonocnema kinseyi
Lineage: Eukaryota; Metazoa; Arthropoda; Insecta; Hymenoptera; Cynipidae
Gene: PIG-T
Product: GPI transamidase component PIG-T
Exons: 8
Coding region: 352-1890 (512 amino acids)
Biological process (GO): attachment of GPI anchor to protein
Cellular component (GO): GPI-anchor transamidase complex
Source: RefSeq, a predicted model, not a curated record
AAUUUGUCACUGAAACUAAUUGACCGUGAAUUUGUGAACAUCGGAACCGGAACAGAAUUUUCAGGUUAGGUUUGGAAGUUGAAGCCGCGAAAGUGACAGCUAGAAACGAGAGAAAUGAUUUUUAAAUUUAAAUUGACUACAAAUGUAGCACAAAUCUGUUAAAAAUUAUUUAUCUGAUGUCUCAAAUCUCACAGUAACAAUGAGAUAUUAAGGAUAUAAAUUCAUGGCGUUUGUUUUGUGAUAAUUUUGCUAUUUUAGUUUACUUAACCUCUACGUUAGUAUUUGUGUUUAUCAUUAAUUAUAAUUAAUAUAUAACAAUUAAAAAGAGUCUGAGAACGAAACUAGACCAAAAUGAGGAAUUUUCUGUAUCAGAAAUGUUCUGUUAUAUUAAUGCUUUUAUGCAUUUCUCGUGGAAAUACAUUCAGUGAUACGUUCGACGAGGAAUUGAUGUUAAAACCACUCCCAAGUGGAUUCAUUUAUGCAUUUUUUCAAUUUACCACUCUUUGGGAGGCGCCAAAUACUUUGCAAACUUUGCAACAUUCACAUUUAUUCCCGAGAGGAUUAGGAGAAAUAUUAGGUCGCCAUAAAGUGGACGAAUUACAUUUUACCUUAACCGAAGGACUCUGGAGGUAUAAAAAAUGGGGGUAUCCCUUCGAGAAUGCUGGUCCAGGUGCCGAAAUUUCCUCAUGGUUCAAUCAAAACGUAUCAAAUGUUGACAAAGAAUGGAAAAGUCUAACGAAUUCUCUCGCGGGUUUAUUUUGCGCUUCUUUGAAUUUCGUAGAGCCUUUAAACACCUUAUCUCCUGAGUUUAGUAUGCCACCAACCAGCGCAUUAAAUCACAAGCCAAACUCAAGUUAUUUACGUUAUUCGACAUUACCGAGAGAAACUGCUUGCACGGAAAAUUUAACUCCGUUCAAAAAACUCUUGCCUUGUGACUCAAAGAAAGGACUGGCGACGUUACUGAAUUCCGCCUACAUUCACAAUACGAAUUACCACUCAAUCGGGAUUCAUUUUCGGUCAGUUUGUCGAAAUUCAGAGUGCACAAAAACUUCUCUUGAACUACGUCAAACAGUUUCACUCGUCUAUGAUUCUUUAGCAGAAGACUCUCAGGAUUGGUCUAUUCGUAAACUUUUUGGAACGGCACUUAGGGAUGCGUGUCCACUUGCGACUAUAAGUAACAUCUACGUGGAUAUAACGACCAAUAAAACGAUUCAUACUUACAAAUUAACACCAGAGCCAAAUGCCAAAGUAAGCAGUUUGCGAGGCGGGCAGAAAAAUAUGAUUGGAGUAUACGAUAUUAAAUCUUAUACUUCCAAAGGAAUUUUCAAUGUAGCCUCUUAUUAUAAUUCACCCAACUUCGAUACCAAAGGCUUUGUUCCUAUUUUAUUAGCUAGUCGAUACAUAAUCGGAUAUGGUCAACAAAAAGGUACUUUAGUAACAAAGUUGCGAAAUAAUCACUGGCAACCAUUAAACAUUAUACUUUUCGAAAAUAUUCCAUGGUAUUUGUCUUUAUAUUUACACACGGUGAAAUUCACUUCCAACGGUAAACCUAUUCAACCAUCCGUGAUUCGCAUCAGGUGGAUACUCUUGCCAUUUAAGAAACAGAUAAUCAAAAUCUAUCGAAAAUUUCGUUAUAGAAUGCGGUGUUUCAAUGCAUCGCGAGAAGGCUACUUGGUGCAACUGAGGACAGACGUUUUGUUAAUAAGUCUUCCAACCCCCGAUUUUAGUAUGCCAUACAAUGUUAUUUGUUUAGCUUGUACAGCCGUGGCAUUGGCUUUUGGUCCUCUGCAUAAUAUUUCUACAAAAAAACUAGUUUUAAAGAAAAUCCAAAAGACCUGGUGGAAAAAUAACAAGAUUUUCUCUUACUUCGCAAAAGAGAAGACGGAAUAGGCAAACAUUUUUUGGAUUUUAAAUCCAUGUAUUGUAUACCUUUCUGUUUUUACAUCGAAUUUUUAUUAGAACUGUAUAAUUCAA